This is a messenger RNA of Prorocentrum cordatum, 630 nucleotides long. NCBI's taxonomy places the organism in Eukaryota, Dinophyceae, Prorocentrales, Prorocentraceae. The record is from the annotation of a GenBank genome assembly.
AUGUGGGUCGAGGAGGCCUGGAUCCGCGUGGACAACCUGGAGGCCGUGGACUGGGCUAUCGAGCCGCCAAAGGCGCUCGAUGGUCAUCUUCUGUCGGGCCUGCUCAGCGUCGUGUCCGUAGUGGGCAUGGUCCUCGGCGCUGCUCGCAUCAGCAUCUCUUUCGGCUUGGUGACAGGGCGCCGCUUCUGCGUGCUGUUCGCGCUGCUCUGCUUCGGCCUCAUGGUCCCCGCCGCGGUGUGGCCAUGUCGGAACGUCCUGUACCUCGCCAUGGGCCUCGUCGUGAUCCGCAGGGUGGUACUCCUGGUGGGCUGCGCCGUCCUUCCCCUGAUCGGGUGCAUUGUCAUCGUGUCGCUGAAGCUCAUGCUGCUGCGCUGUGGGGGUGCGCUGCAUUACUCCAGCGUGCAGGCCUUGUUCGCCGUGGUUGCCUCCAUAUACGUGCUGCUCCUGGUCCCUGGCUGCGUGGACAGUCCGUGCCUGGUCGACGGAGCCGUCGUCAUCGCCGCACUCGGGUGCUGGCGGCGGUGUUCAGGGGUCCUGCGUGCGUGCGAUCUGGCGAUGGGUGUGCUGGAGGCCGAGGCAAACCUCCUGAGGAACGAGCGGCGCCGCCGCCGACGCAAGAGGCUUGGGUAA